Molecule: messenger RNA, 684 nt
Organism: Coccidioides immitis RS
Lineage: Eukaryota; Fungi; Ascomycota; Eurotiomycetes; Onygenales; Onygenaceae
Exons: 1
Coding region: 1-684 (227 amino acids)
Source: RefSeq, a predicted model, not a curated record
AUGAGUGAGCCGACUUAUCUCGCCCUCGCCCCUAUGAAUAGGAUGUUGCAUUCGGUUGAGCCGCCUAGACCCCCGGAUGAAUAUUCAGUCCCCCUUGGUGGUUAUGACCAGCGUCACCAUCCAUCAGUGCCGCCCAGAUUGCCACCUUCGAGGAAAAGUAGCGUCCACGAAGCUACUCACAAUUAUUUAGCGGACCUGAAAAUGUUGGAUCAAGAUACCUCCCCCUCUUGGAGAAGCACACCACCAAUAGAAUCUCCCGCGAGUGAAAGCGACGAUGAGAACGAUGCUUCUUUUUUACGGUGCGUCUUGUAUCGAGAUCCGGAACCGGACUCAACCUUCAUACCACCUCGCCACGGAUUCCAAACCGACGAAACAAACCCGCUACCGUAUAGGCUUGAUGAAUGGCUGAGCUUCCAGUAUCCUCUCCAGCUUGCCGAUGCCUACAACGAAAUUUAUGACGAAUACCACCACCAUUUCCUUACAUUCUUCGAGAACCACCAGCUAGAGAGAGUUGACAGCCCUGUGGACUCAAUGUUAAAUAAUUGGGAUAGCGACGAUGAGUCGAUCAUAUCGUCUGUAGCGUCAUCCAUCCCCGCUUGGAGUGGAAGUCUAAGUAACCUUACAAUGCAUGUCGGAGCAAGCUUCCUGGAGCUUACACCAAGACGGGACUCCAAUGGCCCGUAA